AUGCCAAAAACACCUCGAGCUCUGAGGCGUCGUGGUCUACAAGAAGGCUGGGAUGGAGUAUACGACUGGACAAGCGAGAUUGGUACAAAUCAUCGUCGGCCCCUGCCUUCGUCCAAUCAGAUGAUUCUUUCGGUCACCGCCAGUGCUGUUGCCGAAGCCAAUCGAGAGCUGCCUCCAGUUGUGAAGGCUUUUCUCGCUGCAACAGGACAUGAUGAUGCUGGCACGCAACGCAACGAUAGUGAAGGCGAUAAUAACGAGAAUGCUCAAGAGGGAUCCAGCGUGGCGACCAUUGACAAUCCGCAGCUCUCCACACUCACGUCGGGACAGCAUCAACGAUAUAUGAAAAUAGUGGCGACGGGCAAUCGACAAACUGGACAGGGAGUCCAAAAGAAGGAUUACAGGAAACUAUUUGCUCUUGUGGAGGCUGAACAGCAGCUUUACCGCCAAGCCCUGGUUGAGUUUUGGGAAACCAACAGGGAACGAGUUUUGAUUGGAUUUUCAUCGUCAACACAGUCAUCGCUAGCAGGAAAAUUCGUUCAAUUGGCAGCCAACCUUACUCUUCAGCAAACUGCAUGGCGGAACCGACUGAAAGACACAAAGUUUGGCAAGUAUUGCCAGGUCAUCUCGCCACAGACUCCAGGGCACAGCAGCAGCGGCAAGACGGCGGCUGCAACAUGGCUUAUUGAUGGGAUUCAAAGCCAUAAAGUUGUUGUAGACAAAGCAGAUGGAAUGGACCAAAUGUUGCUGCUGCCUGACACUGGGAGACAAGUUCCCUUGCCCAAGCCAGAGUGUUCUUUGAACUUUCUGGAUCAAGAUCAGGAGACUUUAGUGAAGAUUGCCACCAGCAACAAAGCAUCCAUUGUAGCAACUUUGGAAGCAUUGGAAACCAUGAUCAACUUUGAAGGGCGCCAAUUAGUUCUUCCAAUCUCCUGCGUUAAUGGAGUGGCAUUGGUGGAUUCACCCUUGCCCCCGUCCUUUUCAAACCCCAGGGAUUGUCUCACUCAAGGGUUGAAUCAAGGGCUCGAACAAUGGCAAGACCUUCAUGGUAGAAGCAAUCAACAGCAUGUUCAAGGAUUCCGAUACAUGAUACUGCAGGUCCCCCAGGUCAGCGGCGCUACUGGCUCUGCGAGAACAACGAAACAAACCAGGGUGUUGGUGCGUCUUCCCCGACAAUCUACUCGAGCCCAUGCUCACGUGGAGUACUUUCCGGAACGAAAAGGCGAGGAGGUUUGCUCGGCAUUGGAGAGAUCGCUUUGGAUUUUGGAUCACUACUUGUUUUCGCGAUCUGUAGUGGCAAAAAUCGACCCGACAUCUUGCCGCGUCUUGAAAUGGGAGGAAACCGGUCUGGCUCAUGCUCUUUCCGGAAUGGAGGAUGGGACGGCACAUUCUCUGCUGUCGUCAUCACGGAGCUGUAUUGAUCACUGGCAUGCUUUUGCGCAGAUCAUUCAGGCGAUCACAACCAUUGGCCAAAAGGGAAAGUUCAUGCUAUGUUCACCGGGCCGAGGCCCAAAUUUGUCUACUCGAUCAAUAUCUGUACACAUGGAAACAACAAAAGGGGACGGGGACUUGGAUAUCGAAAGCGACAUCGGACGAGCUGGAGAGGUCAAACUUGGAGCUGAGGCUAUGGGAAGCUGUAUGCGGGAGUGGGCGUGGAAGUAUGAACGAGUGCCAUUCACUUUUCCACUACCAGCUCAAGACUCACAAAGUGAACAAAAGAGGAACUGA
This is a messenger RNA of Seminavis robusta, 1725 nucleotides long. The record is from the annotation of a GenBank genome assembly. NCBI's taxonomy places the organism in Eukaryota, Bacillariophyta, Bacillariophyceae, Naviculales, Naviculaceae.